CCGGGUAUUCAUUAGUGUUCUCACAAUCGUCGAGCAAGCAACAUGAACGGACUUAAAUCGGUGUGCAUUUUGGGCUUGGUUCUCCUGAGCUUGGCUGCCUUCGCUUCUUCCGAAGAUAAGCAGAUUGUCGGUGGAUCCUCCCAGUUGGAGGGAGAUCAACGGAAGGAGGCUCUUGAUCUUUUGAAUGCUACCCUAGAUCAGUUGGCCACUGGAAAUGGACCUAGCUACAAGGCUAUCAACGUGACCUCUGUGACCGGUCAAACCGUGGCUGGAACUCUCAACACCUACGAAGUGGAGCUGGAGAAUGGAUCCGACAAAAAGCAGUGCACCGUGAAGAUCUGGACACAGCCUUGGCUGCAGAAGGACGGCACCAACAUCAAGAUCAAGUGCACCGGUGACGAUGGUGAGGUUGACAGUACCUGGUAAAAAGGUUUUCCUUUUAAAUUGGAAAUAAUACAUCUCCAAUCUCUCUGAAAACUUGUUCUUUUUUGGACCUUUGAAAAAUAAAUUCGCCUAUGGUUGUAUAAUCCUAAA
Drosophila rhopaloa is the source of this 534-nucleotide messenger RNA. RefSeq names its product cystatin-like protein. Bases 43 to 426 code for a protein of 127 amino acids. NCBI's taxonomy places the organism in Eukaryota, Metazoa, Arthropoda, Insecta, Diptera, Drosophilidae. The transcript is spliced from 2 exons. Gene Ontology annotation, molecular function: cysteine-type endopeptidase inhibitor activity. The record is from RefSeq and is a predicted model, not a curated record.